AUGAAGCCUGUGGCCAUUCUCCUCGCGCUUGCCAGUACAGCCUGUACAGUGUCGGCUGGUUUGCCCCGUUUUGAGAAAUGUACCGCUCCUUCGCAGUGCAAUUCCAAUUAUUGCUCCCCUAUGAGAUUUGCGGACUGCGACGAAGUCCUCAAUUGCCGUGGGUAUGCUAUGGUGCUUCAGUGGACUCUCCGUGUUCGAAUGACUGGGAAUGCAACUCCAACCAUUGCAAGGGAGGAAGAUGCUAUGACUGCCGUGAUCCUCGCAACCUAG
Messenger RNA from Fusarium oxysporum Fo47, 270 nucleotides. RefSeq lists its product as uncharacterized. The transcript is spliced from 5 exons. Lineage: Eukaryota; Fungi; Ascomycota; Sordariomycetes; Hypocreales; Nectriaceae. The record is from RefSeq and is a predicted model, not a curated record. Bases 1 to 270 code for a protein of 89 amino acids.